AUGGCACUGUCAGAAUCAGGAAGCUUCGAGGCUCAGAUCCACCAGCGAUUCGACGAAUUCGAGCGGGUUACCCUAUCCCAAAUGGAGGACCCCUUUGGAUAUUUGGAUCGUCUCAACGACCUCUUCACCAAGUGCCACAGCACCUCCGCACCCGAAGACCGUAAAUUACCCAUUAUGAGGCUCCUCCUUCAACGUUACAAUGAGUUCGGAAGCAAGAUUCGAAUCCCAGAACAUGGCGAGACUAGCCCCACUGUCCCAACUGAAGGGCGAGAAGACGAAAGGUUCGACGUUCCAGUAUUCACCUCGAAGGCGAGACAGGACCAAGCCAUCUUGAGGGGCUUCGUCGGGGAUAGUGACGUUGUGUCCAGACAGGCAAUUAUGGACGAAUCUUUCAUACUGAAACGUCGCCACGAAAAAUUCCUUCUUUGGGCACCGGGCCGAUUCAGUGACAUGAAUCCUCCUCUCUUGGUGCUGGGACGUCUGUCUCCGGGGGAUGAGCCCUCAUUCGACCGGAUAUUCAGAGGCGAGCUUAAAAGGGCCGACGAGAAGGAUAUAUGGGAGCUCGGCUGCAACGAUCUCCGUCCAUUCUUGGAGAAUGAUUGCGUCUACCAUUAUUGGUUCGAAAUUGUUGACACAUCCCCGGACGAACAUGGCACAAUGUUGGUUACGGAUCCUCUGGCCUACAACGUCGAUUAUAGGCUCAAAGGGGAGAUAGGAAACCAGCCGGCCGCAGUAAUUAAGUUUCGGCACGGGAAGCUGUAUCCUUGCGAUGCUAACGGCGUGGAAGAACCCGUAGAUGGCAAUAAGGUUCCGGUACCAGAUCUGAGUCGGCUCCCUAACAACAACCAGCUGGUGAUCUAUGAGUUGCCAGCGUCGUGGGCUCGUGGAAGUGGAGAAGGUAUUGAGCGCGAUAUAGGGACAUUCAUGGAUAUCGUAGGCCUCCUUGAGGAGGUCGACGAUGGUUCCACGGGCAACCACCGAAACUCCAAAGGGACAAUCAUUGCAGACCUCGGAAUCAAUGCUAUAGAGCUGCUACCCGCAGCAGACGCAAAACCUAUAGGAGCCUGGGGCUACGCCACCGCCCACUACUUUGCUACUGACAACGACCUUGGUACGCCGAAAGAAUUGACCGGAUUAGUUAGAUCCUGCCACAAAAAGAACAUUCGGCUGUUCAUGGACACCGUCAUGGGGUUUGGGCACGACCCUUACAUCCAUAUUGCAUAUUAUCAGUUCCAUCUGCGGCCGCAGCGUGAGCAGGAUAAUGCAGACGCCUGGCAAUCCAGUCGAGAUGGAGAGCUCCGGGAUAGGUUUGGAGGCGAAAGCUGGCGCUACGUUAGGGCCACAAACACGACCAAUCCAAUUACCGGCAUCUCGCCUGCUGCAAACGAGCGUCGAUUUCAGUAUAUUUGUCCUGCUUCGGCCUUCCAUCUUUUACAUCUUGAACGAUGGAUGUCAGACUUCGGCAUAGGUGGGCUCAGACUCGACAGUGCUAACAACAUUGGCAACUGGAACUUUAUUCGGCGAUACAAGGAUGAAGCUUGGAAGCGCUUUGCUUCAAGGUACAAGGCACCGCGGUCUCAUCCGCAGUAUCAACCUGAGGAAGAUCCAGAUCUGCGAAAUAAGUUUCUCGUCAUCGCCGAGGAACUGGCGGUUCCGAUUGAUAUGAUCAGAAGCCGUUGCGUGAAUGCUCUGUGGAAUGAGCACUUUCAGCGUCUGAUUCGGGCGGUAAUUGUCGGAGAGUCGUACGGAGGCGACAACUUCGAAUGGACAGUUCGCAAGAUGAUCGACUGCCGGCAGAUAAGCUUCCGGAAUGGAAUAGAGGACCGUCGGUUCACAAGUGCAACGGAGGCCGUCAACUAUAUAACCUCGCAUGAUGUCCAAGGUUGGCGUAAGGAGCGUCUGUACAACUUCCUUCACAAUAUCGGCAUCCAUGACAACAAAGGGAAGGAACUGCGUACAAAGCUCGCUUUCGUGUGUUUACUGACGGCUGUCGGUAUACCUAUGAUCUUCGCCGGCGAAGAAUUCUGCGAUCAACACGACAAGCUUAUAGAGCACCCUUCGAAGCAGACCGAUCCCGUAAACUACGAUCGAAAGACUGAAGAGUGGCGCUCGAGAGUAUUCGAUUAUGUCAAGAAGUUAGUGAAGCUGAGAACGAAGUGUCCAGCCCUCGGCGACGAGGAGACUGAUUUCUUUUACUGGGACUUCAGCAACAACCGAAGGGUAGUGGCUUGGAAACGCGGUGGAAGGAACGAUGAUCCCGUCGUGGUGGUCGCCAACUUCUCGGACCAACAUGUACCGACACGGGCAGAAGCCAUGCCAAAUUGGCCUUCGACACCAAAUCAGAAGCGAUGGAGUGAAAUCACCCAAGGGGGUGAGAUUCGUCAAGAGUCGAUCGGUCGGGAAGAGUUGUCUCCUUGGGAAGCCAAAGUGUAUACGUGUUGGACAGAAGGAGGAGAAUAG
Molecule: messenger RNA, 2460 nt
Organism: Coniosporium apollinis CBS 100218
Lineage: Eukaryota; Fungi; Ascomycota; Dothideomycetes
Exons: 2
Coding region: 1-2460 (819 amino acids)
Biological process (GO): carbohydrate metabolic process
Source: RefSeq, a predicted model, not a curated record